Jaculus jaculus (lesser Egyptian jerboa) is the source of this 2416-nucleotide messenger RNA. Its product is annotated as polyunsaturated fatty acid lipoxygenase ALOX15-like. Gene Ontology annotation, cellular component: cytosol; plasma membrane. The record is from RefSeq and is a predicted model, not a curated record. NCBI's taxonomy places the organism in Eukaryota, Metazoa, Chordata, Mammalia, Rodentia, Dipodidae. The coding region runs from base 28 to 2019 and encodes 663 amino acids. The transcript has 14 exons. Gene Ontology annotation, molecular function: iron ion binding; protein binding; arachidonate 15-lipoxygenase activity. Gene Ontology annotation, biological process: lipid oxidation; linoleic acid metabolic process.
CACUCUCUGCAGGCGUCUUUGAGCAAGAUGGGAGUUUACCACAUCUGCAUCUCCACCGGAGACUCCUUGUAUGCAGGGUCCAAUAACCAGGUGCUGCUGUGGCUUGUGGGACAGCAUGGAGAGGCAUCACUAGGGGCACUGCUAAGACCCUGCAGGAACAAGGAGGAGGAAUUCACGGUGAACGUGUCCCAGUACCUUGGACCACUGCUGUUUGUGAAACUGCAAAAACGGCAUUUUCUUAAGGAUGACGCUUGGUUCUGCAACUGGAUCACUGUGAAGGGCCCUGGGGACCAAGGAAGAGAGCACAGAUUCCCCUGUUACCGCUGGGUGACGGGCAGCAACAUCCUGAGGCUCCCUGAAGGCACAGGUUGCACUGUGAUUGAGGACCUUCAAGGCCUGUUCAAGGAACACAGGGAGGAGGAGCUGAAAGAGAGAAGGAGUCUGUACAGGUGGGGCAACUGGAAGGAUGGCUUAAUCCUGAAUGUGGCAGGGACCAGUUUAUCUGACCUCCCUGUGGAUGAGCGCUUUCGGGAGGACAAAGAAUUUGAAUUUAACACUUCACUUACUGUGGGGUUUGCAGAUGUUGCUAUCAACUUGCCUCUAAACGCUAUCACUACCUGGAAUAAUCUGGAUGACUUCAAUUGUGUUUUCAAGAGUGGCCACAGCAAGCUGGCUGGGCGGGUUCGUGACUCCUGGAAGGAGGAUGCCUUUUUUGGAUACCAGUUUCUCAAUGGUGCCAACCCCAUGCUUCUGAGGCGCUCCAAUUGCCUUCCUGACCGCCUAGUGUUUCCCCCAGGCAUGGAGGAGCUGCAGGCUCAGUUGUUGAAGGAGCUCCAGGCAGGCACUCUGUUUGAAGCUGAUUACUCCAUUCUGGAUGGGAUCAAAGCCAAUGUCGUCCUGUGUAGGCAGCAGUACCUCGCUGCCCCUCUGGUCAUGCUGAAGCUACAGCCUGAUGGGCAACUCUUACCCUUGGCAAUCCAGCUUGAGCUGCCAAAAGUCGGAUCCACUCCACCGCCUAUUUUCUUGCCCACGGAUCCCCCAAUGGUCUGGCUCCUCGCCAAAUGUUGGGUCCGCAGCUCUGACUUCCAGCUUCAUGAGCUGCAGUCUCAUCUGCUGAGGGGACACUUGAUGGCUGAGGUCUUUGCUGUGGCCACCAUGAGGUGCCUUCCAUCCCUACACCCUGUCUUCAAGCUUGUGGCUCCUCACCUGCAGUACACCAUGGAAAUUAACGUGCGGGCCAGGAAUGGACUGAUCUCAGAAUGUGGCAUUUUUGAUAGGAUCGUGAGCACAGGUGGGGGAGGCCACCUGCAGCUGAUCAAGAAGGCCGGAGCCCUGCUGACCUACAGCUCUUUCUGCCCUCCUGACGACUUGGCUGAGCGGGGGCUUCUGGACGUUAAGUCUUCCUUCUAUGCCCAAGAUGCACUGAAGCUGUGGGAAAUCACGUACCGGUAUGUGGAGGGAACCCUCAGUCUCUACUAUAAGACAGACGCAGACGUGAGAGAUGACUACGAAUUGCAGAACUGGUGUCGGGAGAUCACGGAAAUUGGGUUGCGAGGGGCCCAGGACCGAGGAUUCCCCACCUCUCUGCAGUCCCGGGCCCAGGCUUGCCACUUUGUCACCAUGUGCAUCUUCACCUGCACUGGCCAGCAUGCCUCUGUCCACCUGGGUCAGCUUGACUGGUUCUUUUGGAUCCCUAACACACCGUGCACCAUGCGACUGCCCCCACCCACCACCAAGGAUGCAACAUUGGAGACCCUGAUGGCUACACUGCCCAACCCUAAUCAGGCGAAUCUCCAGAUGAAUGUUAUCUGGCACCUGGGCAGACGUCAGGCUGUUAUGGUGCCUUUGGGCCAGCAUCGAGAGGAGUACUUUUCAACACCUGAGGCCAAGGCUGUGCUGAAGAAAUUCAGAGAGGAGCUGGCUGUCCUGGAUAAAGAAAUUGAGAUGCGAAACAAAAGCCUAGACAUACCCUAUGAGUACCUGCGGCCCAGCCUGGUGGAGAACAGUGUGGCCAUAUGAGUGUCCCAAGCAUGUGGUGGCUUCAGGGGCAGCCUGACCCUCCUCUCAGCGUGCAGCCCUUCCCCCACACCCUGCUUUCUUCCCAUGGCCCCUCCCCCAGGAGCCACUUCCCCAUAGUGUGUGGAACCCUUGCCUGCAGAAGGAUGGCUGGGGGUUCUGCUUCCUCCUCCACCACCAUCCUUUCUUCUUUUCCCUCCUUCUCUUCUCCCUUAGGUCUAAUAGGCAUAUUUAGAAAAUAAGUCUUUCAAGAAUAAAGUAGGGUGAUAGUAUAUAUUGUCCCACACCUGUAGGAAUCAAAAUAGAUACUGAAUCUUAAUUGAUUGUAACAAAGAUAUUUAGCCUCAGGAUAGAAAAGAACAUAGGUCAAAUUAUCUUAAAUAAAAUGUUUGCAUCAAAA